AUGAUACUCGCCGUGCUCUUCGCCAACUCCGAAGGCAACAUCCGCAUCGAGAAGAUGAUACCCUCCUACUCCCAACCACUCACACCACAUCGAGAGGCCUGGAGCGUCAGCUCCUGCAAGCCCCGCAACGGCGUCGCCUCCCUCCGCGACGACAGCCUCGACACCUACUGGCAGUCGGACGGCGCGCAGCCGCACCUGGUCAACAUCCAGUUCCAGAAGAAGGUGCAGCUGCAGCUUGUUGUGCUGUACGUGGAUUUCAAGCUGGACGAGAGCUACACGCCCAGCAAGAUCUCCAUCCGGGCCGGCGACGACUUCCACAAUCUCAAGGUG
Aegilops tauschii subsp. strangulata is the source of this 330-nucleotide messenger RNA. Its product is annotated as anaphase-promoting complex subunit 10. Gene Ontology annotation, biological process: anaphase-promoting complex-dependent catabolic process; protein K11-linked ubiquitination. The record is from RefSeq and is a predicted model, not a curated record. Gene Ontology annotation, cellular component: anaphase-promoting complex. Lineage: Eukaryota; Viridiplantae; Streptophyta; Magnoliopsida; Poales; Poaceae.